Ixodes scapularis (black-legged tick) is the source of this 1318-nucleotide messenger RNA. RefSeq lists its product as uncharacterized. The transcript has 8 exons. Gene Ontology annotation, biological process: interstrand cross-link repair. The record is from RefSeq and is a predicted model, not a curated record. Bases 38 to 1159 code for a protein of 373 amino acids. Gene Ontology annotation, cellular component: Fanconi anaemia nuclear complex. Lineage: Eukaryota; Metazoa; Arthropoda; Arachnida; Ixodida; Ixodidae.
CCAGAGUCGUAAAAGCAGCCAACGUGGUUUUUUGAAGAUGGCGGCAACGACGCCGGUGGCUGGCGAGCCUGGCGAGCGACCGUCGAUAAGAAUGGACAUAAGCUACACCUUCGACGAGUGCAACCAAGAUCUGGUCGCCGAACUUCUGGGAAGAUUAAAGGCGGUCAACUCCGUAUUGACGGAGCCCCUCGGGCGGACUGAAGACGUCGAGAAGCCAGCGACGCCGCUGGUGCACUUCGUGGACCCCGGAGACUCGGAACCCAUGUCCGAUAUCCUGGGCAUGGAGGCGCUGGACGGACUCGACGAGCGGCCUGUGGCUCGGCAGGAUCAGGAGGUCUACGACAGGCAGGAAGUGGACGGCCUGGAGGUCGCCGGUGUACCGGACGACCUGGCAGAACUGCCCGAAGAAAUCCAGCUCGGCAUUGCCAAGAUCAAGGAGAGCCUGCACUGUUCCGACGGAUCGGCCGCCGACCUGCUCGACCUCCGCUUCCUGGCGACUGCAAAUCCCGAAACGGUGGCAGCCGUCUGCGACGAAAUGGAGACGGAAUCCGUCUCGGAUGCGAAGAUGGCCGCCCUGCUGCGCUCGUUCGUGGAGCUCAAGUCUGAGACGAGCUUGAUCAACGGAGUGGUCUUCACAAAACGGGCCCUCCUGCCAAAGAUAGAAAGCUGGAAGGAGAGCUCGGCGCCCCGACUCCUGGUCGAGUCGAUCGCCGCGUUUGUGACGGCGCUGCCGCAGGUCAGCGUGGAAGGACUGCUUGUGCCGCUCGCCCAGCUGGCCCACCCAGGCAAGGCCCAGGGAGAGGUCCUGCAGGCUGCAGCAAAGGAGGGCAUCCCCAAGGACUACGCUCCUCUCUGCCUCAGACGAAUUUUGCAGGAGUCUAAAGCCAACACCGAGGCGAUGAUUGGUCUCAUCCACUGCCUCGUCUCCAAGAGGGGUCCCCUGGAGGGUGUGCUCCCAGAGCUUGUGGGCUGGCUGCUGGCUGCGAAGGAGGAGCACAGUGGAGACGCCAGGUUUGCAAAGCUGCUCGUGGAUUUCCUGAGCAUCUGCGGACCUCAGAUGUCUCCGGACCAGCUGGAGAGCAUGUCCGGUGUCGUCAGUGCUAAUCGAACGUUUCUUAAGAAGCCCAUUGAAAAUGUGUUCCGUAAACUCGCAAGUUGACCGCCGAGAAGCAGAGGUCUGAUCUGUGAUUGGAGCGGCCAAUGUUCAACUGGGCUCAAAGGUGUCUUCAUCACGGUUCUUGUGCAAGGGAUGCAUGCUGCUAGUGUCCCAUCUGAACUGCAUUUUGGUUGUAAAUAUAAGCGAAAUAUUUUGAGGUGA